Molecule: messenger RNA, 960 nt
Organism: Jaculus jaculus (lesser Egyptian jerboa)
Lineage: Eukaryota; Metazoa; Chordata; Mammalia; Rodentia; Dipodidae
Product: olfactory receptor 6K6
Exons: 1
Coding region: 1-960 (319 amino acids)
Biological process (GO): G protein-coupled receptor signaling pathway
Cellular component (GO): membrane
Molecular function (GO): olfactory receptor activity; G protein-coupled receptor activity
Source: RefSeq, a predicted model, not a curated record
AUGACCCAGUUGGUGGCCAGUGGGAAUCGAACAAUGGUGACCGAGUUCCUCUUCUCCAUGUUCCCACCUCUGCAUGAAGGUGGUCUCUUCUUCUUCAUCCCCUUGCUCCUUGUCUAUGUGUUUAUCAUAACAGGGAAUCUAGUGAUUUUCAUUGUUGUCCAGUUAGACAUGGCCUUGCGAACACCCAUGUAUUUCUUCAUCAGUGUCCUUUCCUUCCUGGAGAUCUGGUACACCACAACUACCAUCCCCAAGAUGCUUUCCAACUUAGUCAGUGAGAACAGGACCAUCUCUCUGGCAGGCUGCCUCAUGCAGAUGUACUUUUUCCACUCACUGGGGAUCACAGAAGGCUGUGUCCUGACAGCAAUGGCUAUUGACAGGUACAUAGCUAUCUGCCUUCCUCUGCGGUACCCAACCAUCAUGACUCCUAAGCUCUGCGCACAGCUGACAGCGGGCUCCUGCUUCUGCGGCUUCCUGCUUGUGCUCCCUGAGAUCACAUGGAUGGCCACGCUGCCUUUCUGUGGCUCCAAUCAGAUCCAUCAGAUCUUCUGUGACUUCAGCCCUGUGCUGAGCCUGGCCUGCACAGACACGUCCCUGGUGGUCAUUGUGGAUGCCGUCCAUGCCGUGGAGAUCCUGGCCUCCUUCCUGGUCAUCGCCCUGUCCUACGUGCGGAUCAUCGUGGUGAUUCUGGGGAUGCCUUCGGCACAGGGGCGACAUAAGGCCUUUUCCACCUGCGCCACCCACCUCGCUGUGUUCUUGCUGUUUUUUGGAAGUGUGGCCGUCAUGUAUUUGCGAUUCUCAGCCACCUACUCAGUGUUCUGGGACACAGCAAUAGCUGUCACUUUUGUGAUUCUUGCUCCCUUCCUUAACCCCAUCAUUUACAGCCUGAGAAACAAGGACAUGAAGGAGGCUAUAAAGAGGCUUUUCCACUCUCAGAAGAGAGCAGCUGUGGCUGGGAAAUAA